AUCGUUACAGUCCUGGUUAUGGCAUGCCGGCUGGCCGCUGGCCACAUCCAAUGGAGCGCUGGUGCUGCAGCUGAGCGACUCUGAGAUUGCACACGCACUCCAACCGGACGAACUCUAUCUGUGUGUCAAAUUGGAAUCUGACGCAGAGGCCACACCGCAGCUUUAUGUCGUUUGGCGCUCGUCACAGCAGCACGAGGGGAGUCAGAGUCAGAAUCAGUUUCAGACUCAUUGCAUUGAUAUAGAUUACAAUAAUCCGCGGCAACAGCCAUUGAGUGUGCUCCAACUGGAGAUGUCUAUGGCAGCAAUGGCAACAACGGUGCAGGGGCAAGGUAACGAUGCCAUCGAGCUGCCGCAGUUGUUGCAGAAUCUGCUAGUGAGCGUGGAGCGAAGCAUUGAGCGCGUGUCGCUAAACGAGCUGCAGAUGCCACUCGCCCUCGGCGAGGAUCAGCUCGAUGAGGCCAACAACAACAGUAAUAAUAACAACAACAGCAACAGUAACAGCAACAGCAACAACAUUGGGUCGCCAAAGUGCGCGUUGAGGCGCAGCGAUUUAAUUACCAAAAACAAACUGUUCAACAACCGUUACAUGCUGAGGCGCCUGACCAAUCGACAGGACAGCAUGAACUCCACCUCGUCGGGCAACAGCAAUGCCAGCGAGCGCAGCAGCUCCAGUGGCAGCAGCAGUGCCGGCGAGGAGUUGCACAGCCACAGCAACAACCACACUGUAAACAACAACAUGAACAACAAUAACAACAAUGGAGGCAACGAUUUGUUGCCCUCCACUUCGCCUUCUUUGCCUCUGUUUUGUCUGGGCAACUCAUUUCCGCACAUUGACAGCGAUGAGGAGGCAACGGAUGUUGGCGAGAAGCGUCAAUCUCUGGCCAACAACGAGUCGGAGCUGGAACUGGAGACAGAGACGGCGACAGUGGCAGAGAGGGAGACGGAACUGUUGCCGCCCAACUCGAUCAGUGAAUUGCCCGAGAAACUAUUGAACAGCGGCGUCUAUUUGCCAGGCACACGCACCCUCCAAGGCGACCCACUUGUGAAUGUGGACGCAGAUGCUGUGGCAAGCGCGGGACUCAACUGCUAUGAGCUGGCCACUCUGUUGCUCUACUACAGCACCAUACCGGAGUGCAGCAUUGGCCAUAAAAGUACACAGCAGCAGCAGCAACAACAACAACAACAACAACUGAAACCCGCCCAGCAAACAUUUACCAUUUUAAUUGCCAUCGAGAAGUCGCAACAUUUAUGCGUAAUCGACUUAAUUUGCCAAAGUCUCAAACUGUUAAGCAAGCAAAUUGGCAAUUGUGAAAUUUUGGCCGUUUGUCUCGAUGCGAAUUUGCUGCAAUUGUGCAACCAGCAGCAGCAGCAACAACAACAACAACAACAACAGCAGCAACAGAACCACAACAGCAAUAGCUGUGAUCAGCCGGAGCAUUCGCACUCGCAGUUGCUGUUGCAGUUGCAGUUGCAGUUGGCAUCGCCAUCGCAUUUGGUUAAAUUCAUUAGCGUGGACCAAGUCACGACAAGUGUUGCGCCAUCACAACUGCCGAGCGGUUUGCUCCGGGGCCAGCAUCAUCACGACGCUCUCAAGUGGCGCGAAUUCUUUGGCCAACUCGAGGCGUUUCAGCGUCAAUGUGCCGCUGCCGGCGGUCGACUUGUUGCUGCCUUGAGUGACAUACGCGCUGCCGAUUUGUUGGGGUUGCCAACGCGACGACAACUCUACGGUCAGCAUCGUGCCCUCAGUCGUGCCCUUAUGGACUCGCAGCUGCACAAUUUGCGCAAGCGUGGCGCCACACAGCUGUUGCGCCUCCAGGAGGCAGCCAGUGCCAUCAAUUCCCCUCCAGCAACAGCUCCAGCUCCAGCUACAGCUACAGCUUCCCCCUCCACAACCCACACUUCAGCUGCCGCUGCUCCAACUGCAGUUGUUUGCAAUUCGGAUGCAGCCAAUAAGCUGAGGAAGGUGACGCUACUCUACAACGAGGUGGAUCGUGCCGCACAGCGACUCGAGCAGUUGACGGAGCAGCGACGCGAGCGACUGCGACAACUGACGCGUCAGCGUGCCCUGGAGGAUGAGAUCAAUGAGGUCACCUCUUGGCUGGCCAGUGACGGAGCAGAAAAUUUGCUAAAGUUCGCACAGCUUCAGUUGGACAACGAGGCGACAUUGAAGGCACAGGAAUUGGAGUUUGAGAAAUACUAUUUCAUUGCCAGAAAACAUUUGGCCAAGGGCAGAGAUCUACACUUGGCAGCCAAUAAGAUCAGCGUGCUCAGCGAGAGUGCUGGCAAUCUGAAGACAGCAUUGGAUCAGUUCUCGGAAAAGCUGGAGAAGACACGGGAACGCAUUGAGGGAGGCGCCAGAUUGUUGCACCUCCUGACGCAGCAUCAGCGUGAGACGGCCGCACUGGAGGAGCUGCAACGUCUGGCCGAUGAACUGGGCGCCACAUCGCUAAUAGAAAAGCACUUGCCGGCCGUCAUGAGGAAGAGUUCUCUGCCGGCAGCGAGUAGCACGCCGGGACAGACGGCAGCCAAAAGGGGCAGCUAUCGUUGCAGCUCCGGCAAUGGCAGCUCCUUUGAUGGUGCCCCAAGUGGCAGUCACUGCAGCUGCUGGCGGGAGAGUCGCAAUCUCGAGGAUAUGGAUGAACCGGAGGAGGAGCACGACAACGACAACGACUGCGAUGCCGACGGUGAUGGCGAGGAGCAGCAAUCCAAGAUUGCCGACUCAGGCGUCGGUGUCUGUGACAAUUGCGAACGCAAUCCGAAACUGGCGCGCAUUUGCUCCUGUCAGAGUCUCAACGAGAAGAGUCACGAUGAGCUGCUCGAGGAUGAGUGCUUUGAGCGUCCCACAAAGCGAUACAUGGACAUGCGCUCGCCCAUGGAGGCGAAUGCUCAUCUGCAGUGCCAUGCCUCCAGUUUUGAGCUGACCACGCUGGAGGAGCUCAGCUGUUUGGAACCAAAAAUACAAAAAACGCUUCUAUUGAUCAUGCGCGAAAUGAUUGGUACCGAACGCGACUAUGUCCGCUCCUUGUACUACGUCAUUGAGAACUACAUAGAUGAGCUGCUGCGGGAGGAUAUUCCUCAGCCAUUGCGUGGCCAAAGGAAUGUGAUCUUUGGCAACAUUGAGAAGAUCUUUGAAUUCCACAAUUCACAUUUUCUGGGCGAACUGGAGCGUUAUGAGCGUAAUCCUCUCAAGGUGGGCGCUGCCUUCCUGGAAAUGGAGUCCAAGUUCUACUUGUAUGCACUGUACAACAAGAACAAGCCCAAGAGCGACACGUUGUUGAGUGAAUAUGGCACCUCGUUCUUCAAGCCAAAGCAGAUCCAGCUACAGGAUAAGAUGGAUCUGGCCUCGUACCUACUGAAGCCGGUACAGCGGAUGGGCAAGUAUGCGCUGCUCCUGCAGCAGCUGGUGAAGGCGGUGAAGAGUGUGGAGGGGGCUGCGUUGCAGGAGAUUGCCGCCGAUGUGGAGGAACUGCAGCGUGCCGAGGAGAUGGUCAAAUUCCAGCUGCGUCAUGGCAACGAUCUGUUGGCCAUGGAUUCGCUGCGGGACUGCGAUGUCAAUGUCAAGGAACAGGGUCGUCUAUUGCGCCAGAACGAGUUUCUCGUGUGGCAAGGACGCGGUGGCAAGAAGACACUGCGUCAGGUGUUUCUAUUCGAGGAGCUGGUGCUGUUCAGCAAAGCACGCCGUUUUCCAGAUCACAAGAAUCUGGACAUUUACAUCUAUAAGAACAGCAUCAAGACCUCGGACAUUGGACUCACAGCACACACGGGUGAUUCGACGACCAAAUUUGAGAUUUGGUUUAGAAAGCGAAAGCCAGACGACACUUGGAUGCUGCAGUGCAUGUCGGAGGACAUCAAGAACGCCUGGACCGAGGAGAUAUCCAAACUGCUCUGGAAACAGGCGAAGCGAAAUCGAGAAAUUCGCCUGGCGGAGAUGUCCUCGAUGGGCAUUGGCAGCAAACCCUGCCUGGACAUACGUCCCAGCAACAAUCAGAUCAGCGAUCGUUCCAUACCAUUAGCACAGCUAAACAAAACUCCCAAGCUGCGUCAUGCGGAGCCUGGCAAGGGCAGCAUGCGACGCCCCAAUUCUCUAAUCUCGGAGAGCUCUCUGUCCAGUGGUACGAGCACCACGAGCAGCUCCUCCAUCAGCGGUGGCUGCUCAUCGGGACACACGGGACACGACAACACACGCCACAGUUUGAAUCUCAACUUUAACAAACUCUCGAGCAACAACAGCAACCACAACAACAACAACAACAACAACACUGCCACCUUGGAGUUGAUUAAUGAAACACAGGCGCUGAAGCUGAGCAACAGCAGCGAAGCAGAGAGUUCGUCUAGAAUCAACAACAACAACACAACCACUUCCUCUUCCACAUACGCCGGCAGCAGCUCCAGCAGGAGCAACAACAACAACAGCAACAACAACAAGCGUCAUCACAAACGAUCCACAACAAUUGUCAGCCAGCUGUCCAUGGAAAGCGGCAUACUAUCCGAUAUAUCUGUAACGCCGGAACAGGAACAUUCCCAUGCAGCGGAGCAGCUGAUGGGCAACAGGAUCAGCUGGUCAACAUCUGGAGCAGCUGCAUCGAUGGCGGGCAGCAGCAACUCGUCGGUGAUCCUCCGUCGUUACAAAUCCUACGCCCAUGCUGCCGAGUCCGCAGACCCGGAAAGCAAUAAAUGAAUUUUUAGUUAGCAAAGAUGCGCGAAUACUUAUUUCGAAAUAAAAAAACAAACACAAAAAAAUAAAACAAAAACAUGUAUAGCUUUAGCAAAACGGUUUCAUCAGAUUUAGAUUCAGAUUAUCAUAUUAUACAUUAUGUAUACUUAUUAUUAUCAUUAAUAUUAUUAUUUUUGUUAUUUAUUAUUUAUUUCAUUUUAGUUCUGUUAAUUUGUCAUAAACAAUUUCAUACUAUUGUAUUAUUUGCCCUGGAUGCAUCUUUUCAUCCAAUCAUCAUCCUCUCCCUGUUUUAGAAAAUUUGAAAUAAUUGAAUUCAAUGUGUCAAUGUCGAAAUAUAUUUCAUAGAUCUUAAUCAACCUUAAUCUACUCGAACAACCCACUCACACACACACACGAAUCGAGGGGCACACACCAUGUGCCAGCCGAAAUGGGCGUUGCAUCGCCCAAAAAAAGAAAAAUAAAUAAAUAAAACAAGAAACGAAAACGAAAUUCAUAACGUACAGUUAGUUAAUAAUAUGUAAAUUAAGUGCCUAUCUUUAGAUAAUCGUAAAAAUAUACAUAAAUAAUUGCAUAUCUUUAAAAUAUGAAUAAUGUAUACAAUUAAGCAAAGAAUUGAAUAAAUGUUGCUUCAAAA
Molecule: messenger RNA, 5309 nt
Organism: Drosophila innubila
Lineage: Eukaryota; Metazoa; Arthropoda; Insecta; Diptera; Drosophilidae
Product: triple functional domain protein
Exons: 14
Coding region: 290-4678 (1462 amino acids)
Molecular function (GO): guanyl-nucleotide exchange factor activity
Source: RefSeq, a predicted model, not a curated record